Sitophilus oryzae (rice weevil) is the source of this 1364-nucleotide messenger RNA. Its product is annotated as venom acid phosphatase Acph-1-like. NCBI's taxonomy places the organism in Eukaryota, Metazoa, Arthropoda, Insecta, Coleoptera, Curculionidae. Gene Ontology annotation, biological process: dephosphorylation. The transcript is spliced from 7 exons. Gene Ontology annotation, molecular function: phosphatase activity. The record is from RefSeq and is a predicted model, not a curated record. Bases 179 to 1327 code for a protein of 382 amino acids.
UAUAAAUCUUUGGAUAAGGUACUAUGAGGAUUUAAUUAAUGUUGAAUCGAAAAAUAUAUAGCCUGAUUUCUUAAAUCUAGACGAUAAGAGAUAAGAUAUUGGAAUUAAUUAAUAUUAUAUGAAAAUCUAAGUCUAUUAGAGUUUCCGGUAGACUCAUUUGGUUAAGUUUUAAAGAAAAAUGGAGAAAUUCUUCUGUCUAAUUGGUUCACUAUUAUGCUGUGUUGUUGUAUGUGUUAGGAGUGAAAAUAGUACCUUGGAAUUAGUUCAUGUUUUAUUUAGACAUGGUGAUAGAAAUCCAGAUACAAUAAGCUUAUGGGAGAGCAAUCCUUACUAUAACGAAAGCUUCUACAAAGGAGGUUAUGGCCAAUUGACUAAUGAAGGCAAAAGAACUGAAUAUAAACUAGGAACUCUACUCAGAGCAAGGUACGACGAAUUUCUUGGAUCAGAGUGGGAUAUAAACAUAAUGGACGUGAGAACCACAGAUUACAAUAGAACCAAAAUGUCUGCCUUGCUGGUAAUGGCGGGUUUGUGGCCUCCAACAGCUGAAAACGCGUGGUUGCCAUCGUUUGCCUGGCAACCUAUACCUUACAAUUACGUGGUUACUAAAAAUGAUAAGGAACUUUCUACUUACAAUGCUUGCUCUAAACUGGAUGAAGAAAUCGAUAAAGUUCAAGAAGAAGAAGAAAUAGCCAAAUAUCUGCAAGAACGGUACAACAGGACUUACCAAGUUCUACAAGAAAACACUGGUAUCACGAUAACACCAUUCCAAGCAUUUGCUCUAUAUCUUGGACUUUUAGUUCAAGAACAACUCAACUUUCCUCUAGAAGAUUGGACCCAAGAGAUUUAUCCCGAACCGCUUCAUUCAGCUGCUGUUGACUAUUAUUAUCUUGAAGCCAAUAAUACAGCAUUAAGGCGUAUCGUUGCUGGAUAUUUUCUGAAAUUGGUUUUCGCAGAAACAGAAAGUAAAAUCAACGGAACAUUAAAUCCACCAGACAGAAAAAUGUAUUUGUACUCAGCCCACGAAAACAACAUAGCUACCCUACUAAUAUCUUUAGAAGCUUUUCAAAUAACCGACAUUCCUCCAUACGGAUCGUAUGUUCUCAUGGAAGUACAUCAAAUCGAAGGAGUUUAUGGUUUCAAGUUGUUUUAUCAAGACUAUGAACAAGACGAUCCGAUUGCUAUAAAACUACCCAAUUGCGACUAUUUCUGUCCUUAUGACGAGUUCUACCAACAAGUGGAAUAUAUGCUGCCGGAAUCCGAUGCAGACUGCAAUGCUGUGGAUGAGGCUUAUACUAUCAGAAUGCUUGGCAGAGAUAUCGCAUUUUGAAAUGUAUUCUUUUUGAAAAUAUAAAUAUUUUCACAAA